This is a messenger RNA of Naumovozyma dairenensis CBS 421, 1911 nucleotides long. RefSeq names its product Hda3p (gene HDA3). The transcript has a single exon. Gene Ontology annotation, cellular component: HDA1 complex; nucleus. The record is from RefSeq and is a predicted model, not a curated record. Lineage: Eukaryota; Fungi; Ascomycota; Saccharomycetes; Saccharomycetales; Saccharomycetaceae. Bases 1 to 1911 code for a protein of 636 amino acids.
AUGGAUUUACUAAAAAUAUUGGAUACCAAACCUAUCCCAUCCAUCGCAGAUGCAAGAACGUUAGGUGUGUCAGGGAACACAUCUGGAGACUAUUGGCUACCCACGACCAUGUCUCUUUAUCAAAAAGAACUCACUGAUCAAAUUGUAUCUUUACAUUAUUCUGAUAUUCUUAGAUAUUUCGAAACGGAAGAUUAUAAAGAAGAUGUAGUCCUCGAAUCAAUGAGAACAAUGUGUACAAAUAGUGAGUUGGUAUCAACGCAUCCAUUCCUACUAAUAGACCAUUUUCUACCAAAAUCAUUGAUUACCAAGGAUGUACCAUUACAUAUGGUCGAAACAAGUGGUAAAUUUGCUGCAUUAAGAGAUUUGAUCAAUUUAGUACAAGAAUAUGAAACUAAUACUGCUAUUGUAUGUAGACCAGGUAGAACAAUGGAUUUACUAGAGGCUUUACUUCUGGGUAAUAAAGUAAAUAUCAAGAGAUAUGACGGUAACUCAAUCAAGUCUAAACAAAAACCAAAAUCUCAUUCGUGUAUUUGUCACAUCUUCCCCUCUAAGAAUUGGGACAAAUCUAAAUUCCCCAUUAAGGAUCCCAAUCAAUUUGAUAUGUUAAUUGCACUUGACAACACUGUAGCUACCAAUGAUGCUGAUAUUCAACAGAUUUUAAAACAUUUAAGAAAUGGUAGGGGGAAAACUGCAAAGGCUCCUAUUGUAAGAUUAAUCACGAUAAAUUCAAUAGAUCAUUGUAGCGCCUAUUUUGGUAAAAAAUAUGGUAAAUCAAGUGAGAAAUAUUUGGAGAAAGUUACUGCAGCAGUAGUGAUAUUGAGAGAUCGAGUAGGAACGUUGCCUCCUGAUUUAAGACCCAUAUAUGCACAAAAUCUUAAUUAUCUACUGGAUUGGUUGGAAGAUCCAAGUAUCCCAUGGCCAUUACCUGACAUGUACCCUAUAAAGGAUUAUACUUCGAUGGAUGUUGAGAGAUCCUUACUCACUGAAGUCCAUUAUACACAAGUCGAAGACGACUUGGAGGAAGCGUUUGCUACUAAAAAGAGAGGUCGCCAAAAACAGGAUAAAGGGAACAUUCAAACUACUACUAAAAAAAUACCAUUUUAUAAUACCAAAAGAGUCAAAAAUCAAUAUUCAACAAACCCACUGAAACAGGAUAUGUCACAGUUGACUGGUAUCAGCACAGGGGAUGAUUCCUCUGAUGUAGACUAUCAUUUAUCAAGCGGAAUCAUCACACACAAACUUCUCCAAUCAAUAGGCGAUAAAUAUAAGGCAAUCGAACUUCAAAGACAAGAACUGAAUGACUAUAAAUCUUUAAAUCCUAUACAGAAUAGCCAUAUUGAUCUUUAUAAUGAUGAAAGGUCCAAAAUCAAUGCAAAAUACUCAAAUUCCAUGACGAAACUGAGAGUUAAUACGGAUUCUGUAAAUAAAAUGGAAAAAGAGAUAUCGAAUUAUAAGGAAAUCAUUAGCAAGUUAGAAAGACAGUUUGAAAAGCAUUUACAAGAUUUGGGAGAAAAAGGUGGGGACUAUAAUAAACUCAGGGAAUUAUAUGUGUCUAAACUAGAAGUGUGUGACGCAAUUGAGAAAUCAGAAGAUGUUAAUAAAUUUAGGGAGUCAGAAAAUGAAUAUAUGCAAAAGGAGAUUGAAAGAGCAGAAAAGUCAAUAGCUGAUCUACAAAAGGAGACAGAGUCAACUGUACAUGAAAUUACUACUUCGGAAAUUUCAAUAAAGGAAACAAUUGAUAAAAAUGCGAUGGAGAAGGAUGGUUUACUUCAAAAAAUUGAUGAAAUGCAAAAUGUAUUACGAAUAGAAAAGUCUGAAUAUUUGAAUUUGAAAAAUGAUAUGUCCUCGGUGCAAGAAAGACUAAGCAAUAUUCCAACCCCAAGAAUACGUCCCACAGGAAAUAAACGCUAA